GACAAAAAGGUAUUGGUUUUAAGUCAGUCUUCCGGGUUACUGAUUGCCCCGAAGUCCAUUCCAAUGGAUAUCACAUUCGAUUUGACGCUAAAAGCGGGCCAAUUGGUUACAUUCUUCCUGAGUGGGUUGGAGGCAAUUGUUCGGAGGAACGAACCACGGAGGAUUUGGGAGACAAAUCUGUUGAUGAUGAGAAAGGAGAUAAUGGCAGUGGAGCAAGCAGUUCCGGGGAUGAAUUUAGCUUCUGGCCGACUCGCAUAGUUCUACCAUUAAACGAUGAACAUCGACAGAACGAGAAGUCCUCUCUGGCGCCCAGGUUUCACGAUAUCCGUCCCUCACUCUUGCUAUUCUUGCAUCGUUUGCGAGGAAUCUUUAUUCACGACAAGGUACAUAACAGUCGCAGUGAAAUGAUAAGGAAGGACCUGGGAGAUAACAUCAUGGAAAUCAAGCACACCAAAGGCACGGAUCGGUGGCUUGUUAUCAAAAAACAGCUCGAUGCCUCAAAUAUGAAAGAGGAUGUAGAGAUGACUGAGCUGGCGCUAGCUUUCCCUUUGUUUGAUGACUCAGGCAGUACUUCAAGUCAACGGAUUAGGCAUCAGAACCUGCCGCCACAGAAUGUGUUUGCGUAUCUUCCCCUGAGAAGUUAUGGUUUUCGAUUCAUCAUUCAAGGCGACUUUGAGGUUCCUUCGUCUAGAGAGGAUGUCGACAGUGACAAAUCCUGGAACCAGUGGCUAAGGGAAGAGAUUCCACAACUGUUUAUUGACGCUCUUUCGGUGUUCAUGGUUCAUCCAUCCUUUUCCGGCCUUUCCUCGGUGGUUUCAUAUUUCCAAUUUGUACCGCUUGAAGAGGAAAUCCUCGACUUUUUUUCGCCUGUUGCUCGCCAUAUUUUAAAACUUCUUCAAAGCAAGUGUUGUAUACCUGUAAUCGUGUCCAGCAACGAAACUGAGGUACCGACCGAAGUUGAUGAUAGAAAGAGCUACAAUUGGGUUCUCCCCACUGAGGCUAUUUUUUCCGAAGACAGCAUCAUACAGAAGCUCAUAACCCCUGCCCUUUUGAAGGAGCACUUAGGGUUGAGCUACCUUCACCCAGAAAUUGUUCCAGCGCUAAAUCCCACCCUUAGAUCCCGUCUUGGAAUCGAGACUUUGUCCAGCAGGCACUUGAUGGACAUUGGCAGAGCGGAGGUGAAAAAGGCUUCAAAUGAAUCAGAUGAAGCCGCAUCCCAUAGUAAGGACUACAAACUGGAUGUUGUGAGGAUAGGUUGGGUAGCUCGAUGGUUGCAGUGCAUGUAUAGGUGUCUCGAGCAGGAGCGAAAUAGCAGUCAAGAAAUGCUUGAUCGAAUUCGUUCUCUCAAGGUGAUUCCGUUAACAGAUGGCACAUUCGUAAACCUUAAGGAAGACUCUGUUUUCCUACCGUUGUCUUUGCAGAAAAUAUCCGAGGGAGCUAUUCCAAAGGCUAAGAAAGGAUCCAAAUCUCAGGAGCAGACGACAUUCUCGGUGCUCGAGAAAGACCUCUCCACAGUACACCCGUCUUUGUUCUCUUCGCUGGAUGAUAUCGGUCGUUCUCAAGUUGAACAACUGUUGAGAAGUUUAGGAGUCAAAGUUUGGAGCCCUAAGGAGCUCGUCAACAGUCACAUAAUCCCAACUUUCAAGUCAGACAAGUGGAAGUCCAAGUCUAAUGAAGUGUUGAGAAGCUACCUUGUGUACAUUCUGGAAGAGCGCUUGAAAGACCCUUCUGCAUGUGAUAUGGAUGAAUUAAAGUCCUGCGUACAGAUUUUAACGAACAAGGGUGUUUUUAACCCAACAACAACGUCGAUCCAUUUCACGCCCAAAUAUGGAAGCACAAUUGACCUUGCUGGCCGGUUGCCCAGUAUUUCGUGGACUCUUAUUGACGAAUCGUACUUGGACUGUUAUACAGGAUUGAAAGCUUGUUCUACGGAUUGGAAAGAAUUUCUUACCAAGCUCGGUGUCAAACACUUUUUGUCCAUUAAAAGGAAACCAGUAAGGAUACAUCGAGACACAAUGGCUAAAACACCUUGGGCGUCCUACGAAAACAUUUGGCAGACAACCCCUGAUGGCUUUUACAUUAUUAAUGACUGGGCCUGCGAGCAGUUUGAAGAAUUUCUUCGAAAGAUUGACAGCACUGACGCUAAGCAACGAAUCAGUCCUGAGGAGUCAAAGUUCUUGGCUCAGUGCAUAGAUGAACGUUGGGGUGACGAGUACGCACAGUAUGCUGAAGAAUUUGUCCACGUUGAAGAUACAAACGGGCAUAAUCUCAAGGAAACUCGAUCUUCCUUUUACCUGAAUCUCGUCACCAAACCGUGGAUGGCCUCCACCGCUGGAGGGAAGGACUUCCAUCUUCCAAGAGACCUCUUUGUGCGGAGUGAACUUGUUUAUCAGCUACUUGAGAAUCACGUAAACUACGUCGCAGCAGAUUUAAAGAGCUCGUCUUUCAUAGAAACUCUUCGAAUUCGAGAAAACGUAGGCGUGGAUGGGCUGAUAAAUGAGAUGAAGAAGUGGUCAGGUUGCGGCUGUGAAAGGAUGGAUGGAAAUCAACGAAAGGAAUUUACGACUUCUGUUGCGCACAUGAGCAGAGUGUAUUUCUUUCUUCUUGAGAAAAUGAAUCAGAGUGGGGUAGAAAGAAUGAAAAUACACGAGGCAUUUCUAAAGAAUGAGAUGAUAUUUGUUCCACAUCGCCCUCCAAGUCUCCAAUCGGCUGGAUUUUUUUACCUGAAGAAAGACGUUUGCUGGACAGAUCCGACAGAAGUCUCUCGGAAGCUUCUUGAAGAACAAGACAAGAUGACCACAAGGCCCUUAUUGGAAAUGUUCUAUCGAAGCCGAAGUACCCAGGAAAGUCUUUCAGCCUUUUUUGUUGAUCAUAUCGGUGUCGACGCGACACCUAAUGUGGGUGAGUACAUCGAAAUGGCAUCGACUGUUGCCGAAGUUUCUCGUUUUCCUUCUCCUUCAUCUUUGAGGGAUAUGUUGCAAAUCUUUGCCACCUUCGGAAGUAAAUGCGUCGGACGAGACCACAAAAACAGAAUGCGACUUGAUCAACAGAUCGACGCAAAUAUGACUGCCUUUUUGAAACAGUCCUUACAAGACGACCAAAUACGCAUUUUCCCUACAACGGAUAAAUGGGUUGCUCUUUCUGAGAAGCCACUAAUAGCCGAUGAUAAAAGUCUCUUGAAGAUUUUCCAGAAGGAAAAAAGUGUCCACUUUCUUGAGUUUGGAGAUUUCUAUCAACCUCAAAAUCGUCGCUCAUCUAAAAACAAGCCUCAAGAAGACCAUGAAUUAAUGAAGCACUAUGUUUCCUCGUUCUUGAAUAGCUGUGGAGUAGCAACGUUGAGUAAAUGCGUCAAGAAAGAGUUUACUCCAGGCGGCGCAGUGCAAUACCAGUGCGUUCCCUUGCAGAAGCACUUCCACCAACUCAUCCCAUGUGUGCAACGUUUCCUAUACUCCAGGUAUCAAUCGGUGUACAACGAACUAAGCUCUCAAGGAUUUGCACAGAAACUGCCGCAGAUGCAAUUUGCCUCCGUACCAAGUUUGGCAACUGUGUAUUCAUUGUCCACACACCCUGACGUUCACGUUCCCCUUGAAGAAAAAUCCGGCAUACAAGAGGCUGGGGGCAUGUUCUGUUUAUAUGUCGUACAAGAGUAUCAGGAUAAUUUAGAAGUCUUAAAUGCCGAGAUGAUUAAGCUGUUGUUUGGAGGGAAAAAACCGGGUGCUUCAGACCUCAACAACUUUUUGGUUGCUGUGAAAAAUUACAGUGGGAAUGAUCUUGACAGCUACUUGGAGGAUAAGCAGGACUUAGAGCCAUUACCGGAAGACGAAGAACGGUGGAUCGUUCCACCUCCUGAGGUACCCGAAAUUGUAAUGGAUGAUAGUGAAGAGGCUAUGAAUGAAGCAGUUCCUUUUCAUAAGGAAACCGCCACCCCUUCCAGGUCAGGCGACGAUGGUCUUCAUUCCUGGCCACCAAAAUCGUCUGCUCAAUAUGACAAGGCUUGUAAACGUGAAGGGGAUCCCGGUGGUGAACCCAUUCUGAAGAUUUGGCCCUUGCCGGAGCCUCCUGAAACUGUAGAGAAGCCCUUUAGAGAAGAGAAUCAGGACUAUUUGGUUCAGAGACCUACACAACGUGAUAUUAAUACCACAAGAGCGCCAGAGGCCAUGUCGGAAAAUCCCCUGAAGGGAGAGGAUAGGAAACCGGCGCUGGAUUAUCCUGGUGCAGUCGUCCCUAGGCAACAGCGUACUGAAAACGAUGCACAGCAACCACCUGAGGUAAUCGUUGAAGAUGCUUUGGUGAACAACCAGCAGAUAAGUUCUCGCGAAACAGCAAGUGAUUUGUGGCCCAAUGAAAUUGAGAACCGUCAGCACAAUACAAAGAUCGUGGAGCCCCCUCCACCCCAAGUGCCCCUACCUGGGGAGAUGACUUUCGUAACCAUUCCUGGCGAUGUAGCGAGGCAAACGUCUCCCAGCCGCUCCAAUCUCUGGUUUGAUGGAGGUCCUUCUGAAGUUGAAUUCGAAGAUCUACAAUUUAAUGAUAAUCAGAGGAUCUUGGAGCGGAUCCCGCUGUUGGAUAACCCAAACAAAGAAGACAUUGGUCGUUGGGGAGAACAGUGUGUGUUCGAGUUUCUCCAAGAGCAAGCACGAGGCCACUCUCCUGGCUUGGUUGAAAUUGUCUGGAUAAACGAAAACGGGAACACAACUGCGCCGUACGACAUUGAGAUUCGACAACAUAUCUCAGGUGUUAAGGAGAGCGACAAACGCACUGUUGUAACGUUUGUUGAAGUGAAGACCACUUCCUCGGAUCAAAAGGACUCUUUCGAGCUGUCCGUUCCGGAACUUCAAUUCGCUUUGAAGCACCAAGUCGCCUUUCACCUUUAUCGUGUUUUUAAUGCAGGCAAACCUGAUAUUGUUCGAAUUCGCCGUUUGCAAAAUCUUGCCACCCACUUAGAGAAGAAGACCGUAAAACUGUGUAUGGUUAUCUGAAGAUUGUGGGCGGAGUAACAAUACAUCACUAUGAAUGAAAACUUUUGGGUAAUCUAAAAGUUAUUAGGUUGUUAGAAAGUUAAGAUGAUGCAGUUUUAGCGGUAUAUUUCAAAAUCCUUGUAAGAAAAAGGGAAAUGGUCCGAUAAGAUAAUGAGAAUUUAAACAAUGUAGUGAACAAUCAGCUACAGAUUUGCAAUCUUGACGUUUUUACGAAUAGUAUUUAUUUUCGAUUUUUUAAAAUUUUAUUUUCUCUUUAAGUCGGAUCAUAGUUUCAUUUGGUAUUUUAAGUUUUUAACUAUCGUUUAAUUUUGACAUUUUCCUCGUACUGCAUGGUUUAAAGGGGAAUUAUUGGAAACAAUUGAAUUGAUCUUGACUCUAAAUAACUUGCACAAUACUUGAGAUCAAAAAGAGAAAGCCUAUGGUAGCGCAGAAUAAUGGGAAAACCAUCAAACAGAAAAGUGUAGUGAGAAAACAACAAAAAAGACAGCGGAGGUACAUCAGCUGACCUUAAUCCAGUUCUACAUAUGGUGUUCAAUUUUCCAAGUUGCUUAUUUUUCAAAAACAUUUACUGUAAAUUGAAGUCACUCCAAUGUUUUAUCACUGUAAUCUAAAUUUUGAUCGGACUGUACAUUUUAUUUGCGUUUAAUAUUUUAAUGACCCUCAAACAAUUUAUGCUAUACGUUUCCAAAUGUACCCAUUCUUCCACAAGGGACAAGCCUUAUAAAAAAGGAAUCAACAACCCUAAUUUUUUAGACCAGCCUUAAUGCAUUAAUUUAUAGCGUAGUUUCGUCGUCCUUAUAAGGAAGAAUAAAAUGCAGUCUAACUGUUAA
Molecule: messenger RNA, 5809 nt
Organism: Pocillopora damicornis (cauliflower coral)
Lineage: Eukaryota; Metazoa; Cnidaria; Anthozoa; Scleractinia; Pocilloporidae
Source: RefSeq, a predicted model, not a curated record